Molecule: messenger RNA, 1632 nt
Organism: Trypanosoma cruzi
Lineage: Eukaryota; Euglenozoa; Kinetoplastea; Trypanosomatida; Trypanosomatidae
Product: notchless homolog, putative
Exons: 1
Coding region: 1-1632 (543 amino acids)
Biological process (GO): ribosomal large subunit assembly
Cellular component (GO): nucleolus
Molecular function (GO): protein binding
Source: RefSeq, a predicted model, not a curated record
AUGAAUUCUUUUUUUUUUUUUUUUUUUUUUUUGCGUUAUUAUUGCCGUUUUUGGUGGAAGGGUCAAAUGCCGGUGCGGAAGAGGCAGCGUCGGGACACUGUUGUCACAGAGGCAGGGGCGGUUGAUGAGAUUGAAGAGAAAGAUAAGAAUGUCAUGGUCCGCCUUGUGGAUGAAAAAGGCGUUUUGACGGGGGCGCAGCUUCUUCUGCCCGUAACAGCGACUCCGAAGCAACUGGACGAGCUUUUAUGCUCUAUGCUGGAUGAGAGUGCACGCGGAACUCCGUACGCUUUUUUUAUCGACGGGGAUCAGGUGCAUGACAGUGUGCGCGACUCGCUUUUUAGGAGGCAGCAGGAGGCCUUUGUUGAUAAAAUGAUGAAGGAAGGAAGGCGCUUCAGGCAACAAGACGUGAGUAAACUGGAGUUUGAGCUUCCAGAGGAGACUGUUGUGGAUAUCCAAUUUAAACCGCAGGCAAAAUUUAGGGUGAGACCAGUGACACGUUGCACUGGAGCACUUGAAGGGCACAGCGAGGCUGUGCUUGUGGUUACUUUUUCACCGGACGGCGAGGCACUAGCAAGUGGAGGAGGCGAUAAGGAGAUACGAAUCUGGGAUGUUUAUACAUUAACCCCCACGGAAGAACUUAAGGCGCACACCAGUUGGGUGCAGGUGUUGUCGUGGGCCCCGGAUGGGAAGCAUCUCGUAAGCGGAAGCAAAGAUGGCACUAUUAUUGUUUGGUCGCAUGAUGGCAUGUACGGUAACUUUAAAGGGAAGCGACACAAGGCCCAUUCAAGUUAUUUAUCGCACAUUUCAUGGGAGCCGUUGCACAGAAACAUUGAUUGCAAUCGGUUUGUUUCGGCUAGUAAAGACACAACCCUAAAGGUUUGGCAUAAUGUGACCGGGGUUCAAUUUUCUCUCUCUGGGCAUCAGGCUUGUGUCACCUGCGUGAAGUGGGGUGGUGAGGGUUUUAUCUAUUCAUCCUCUCAGGAUCGCACUGUCAUUGUGUGGGAUGCCUCAAAUGGAACCCCGCGCCAUAUUCUUCGGGGCCAUGCUCACUGGGUAAACUUUGUCGCACUCAGUACAGACCUUGUGAUUCGGACAGGUGCAUUUGAUCACGAAGAAAAGAAGUUUGAUUCUCGUGAGGAGAUGCAAAAAUAUGCGGAACGGAGAUAUCAGGAGGUGGUGACGCGUUUUGGCUAUCAUGAGCGUCUCAUAAGCUGUUCAGACGACAACACCAUGUUCUUGUGGGCACCGCAAGAGCAGACUACUCCAUUGGGGCGAUUAACGGGUCACCAGGGAGCCGUGUUUCACAUCCAGUUUAGCCCCGAUGGAACUCUGAUCGCUUCAUGCUCCGCUGAUAAGAGCGUCAAGUUGUGGAACGCCGCGGAUGGAAAGUUUAUUACGACGUUUAGGGGGCAUGUGGCUCCCGUGUAUCACGUGAGCUGGAGCCUCGACUCCCGUCUUUUGGUCUCUGGUGGCCGCGAUUCCACCCUAAAACUUUGGUCCGUCUCAAAACGGGAGUUGGUGGAGGAUCUUGCGGGCCACUGCGAUGAGAUUUUCUCAACCGACUGGAGCCCCGAUGGGCAGCGGGUUGCAACGGGCUCAAAGGACAAAAAAGUUCUCAUUUGGGUUCAUUAA